Molecule: messenger RNA, 1236 nt
Organism: Chaetomium globosum CBS 148.51
Lineage: Eukaryota; Fungi; Ascomycota; Sordariomycetes; Sordariales; Chaetomiaceae
Exons: 2
Coding region: 1-1236 (411 amino acids)
Source: RefSeq, a predicted model, not a curated record
AUGGUCUGGUUCAGGGUCAAGGUUGGCCGGGCAACCAACCCUCAAACCCUCGAAUCCUUGCCUGUCCGCGGGGCAGAGGUUCCACCACAUCUUCCGUGGCGGGGCAAAACGGCAACAACCAACACAGACCCAUCCCUAAAACGACGACUCUCAUCAAACCACAUCACAAACGCCGCUUCGAUGCUGAAACAAAACGGGCGCUCGCCUUCUGGGCAUUUCUCGCGGCUGAAGCCGGUCGACCUCGACCCGCUGGUACCAGAAUACGGCCUCCCCUCGAAAGGCGAGAAGAGACUCCUCUCCCACAAAACACAAGAAUCCUACUACUCGCUCAUUGUCUCACGCUAUCUGUCCUUCUGCACCGCCGCCGGCGACGGCGCCAACCUCCAAAAACAAUUCGCCCGCCUCUCCCUAACCUCCUCUUCGUCCACCACCACCACCUCUUCUUCCUCCCAACAACCGACGACGCUCUCCCCACUCCCACCACCCACCCAGCGAACCCAACCACAACCAAUCCAAACCCAACAGCAGCCACCCACACCCCAACACCAAUCCUCAAAGCGGCAACCCAACCUUAACCCCCGCCCAACUCCACCAACCAACAAAACACAACCAUCCCCCUCCACCACCACCACCACAGCAAAACCCCCCCCGCUACCAGCAGACGAAACGCUCCCCCAAAUCCUCUCCGCCCUGCGCAAACUCCGCGAAGGGCUCGUCGCCUCGCGCCGCCGCGACCAUUUCGCUGCCCAGGUCUACAUCUUCAGCGUGCGGCUGGGUGUGUUGGCGGGGGCGUAUGAGACGUACCACCCGGCGGGGCUGUAUCUUUUGAGGUGGCACACUGACGCUGCUGGUGGCGCUGUGGGGGGUGGGGAGGGGAGCGUUGGGGCUGGUGUUGGGGGUGGUGGGAGUUUGACGAGCGUGGAGUUGCACGAGGUGGUGGCGUAUCUGGUGCUGGACGCGGCGUGUCGGCGCGGGGAUUUGGCGGGGGCGUAUGAGCUGCGGAAUCGGCAUGGGUUGAGGGAUGGGAAGGUGGAUGCGGUGUUGGGGGCGCUGGUGGCGGAUAAUUGGGUGGUGUGGAGGCGGGUGAAGGGCCAGGUGGAUGGGUAUCGGGCGAAACUGAUGGAGUUUGCCGAGCUGAGGAUGACGGGCCACACGCACAAGGCGGUUUGGGGGGAGUAUUGGUCCGGCCGGCAGGAGUGUUGGAGGAGCAGGCGAAGUGUGGGUGGGAGAAGAUGA